CGUCGAUCUCGCCGCAAGUCACUGGCGGAGUACCUUUGCCAUUCGCGAGGUCGGGCAGAUUUUUGCGCAUGAUGACCCCUCCCUCGUCCUAUGAUACAUGGACCCGCGAAGAGCUCGUUGCUCGCCUGGCCGAGUACGACAAAGUCACUCCGCAGAAGAGUCCGGAUGCAUCCCUGAGCCGCGUACCCGGACGACAGGUGCCGGGAUAUGCUGGCUCGAGCUCCGCCGCGGACGCGAAGACGAUCGACUUCUCCAACUUACCUCGAAGGAAGAUUGCUCUCAAGUUCUCGUAUGCGGGAUCGGAGUACAGUGGACUGGCGUAUCAGAAACUACCAUCUGCGUUGCCGACGGUCGAAGGCGUCCUAUGGGACGCCUUGACGUAUACCAGGCUCGUGGACGGCCCCGCCGGCAUGGACGCUACCGGCUGGGAGAAGUGCGGACGAACGGACGCGGGGGUUAGUAGUGCUGGCCAAGUUAUAUCUUUCUGGGUGCGAAGCAACCUCGACGAAAAUGCCGUGAAUACGUUGUCCACUGCUCGAAGCCAGCAGGAGCACCCUGCGCCUCAACAGCCUAGUGCAGAGUCGGUGCAAGACUCCGAUGAUGGGCCGGGCUUGGAGGGCGACCUUGGAUUUAUGGGCGAUCUCGAGCCAGAGGCCGGCCCAGUGGCUCUCCCGACACACCUUCAAAAGAAAGCCGAGUUCCGCUAUAUUUCCAUGCUGAAUCGCGUUCUUCCACCCACCAUCCGCGUGCUGGCCUGGUCACCUGUUGCCCCUGACUUUUCCGCUCGCCACAACUGCAAAUAUCGGCACUACAAAUACUUCUUCGACGCGGAAAGACUCAACAUCGACGCGAUGCGUGACGCCGCGUCCCGUUUGGUUGGCGAGCACGACUUCCGCAACCUCAGCACACUGGAUCCCUCAAAGCAGCUCACCAGCUUCAACAGACGCAUACUCCGAGCUGAGAUUUCGCCGGUCGCUCCCGAGAUGAAAUGCGCAGGAGGCAUGCACGUCUUCGACCUGGUCGGGCGAGCAUUCCUGUUCAAUCAAGUGCGGAGGAUCAUGGCCGUUCUUAUGCUGGUUGGGACGGAACUGGAGCCACCCUCGGUGGUUUCUGCGCUUCUGAACGCGGACCCAGAGCAUCCUGCUCCCGCUUGGUGUGACGCCGAGGACCCGCCGCCGGUGCUCGAGCGAUCUCCGGUAUAUCGCAUGGCAGACCCCCUCCCGCUGGUUCUAUGGGACUGCGGCUACGACGAUGCUGACGUGCGGUGGUACGUGGACGGGGACGAUCCCACGGAUGCAGGAGUCGCUCAGGAAGAAGGCACGGUCGGCGGGGACAGCCAUCUAUAUGCGCAAAUGGAUUCGAUUCGAGAGCGAUCGGCAAUACACGCCGCUCUCGACGCCCAUUUCGUCGCAUCGCUCGCCCGGUAUCACCGCCCUCCGGCACAGUACUUUCCAUUAAGUCACAAGGGGUACACACGCGGAGCCGCGAUCUCCGGGUUUCCGAGCGCGAUGCAGAUUCCGACGGGCGGAGGGGUCUACCACCGGUCGAGGACGUAUGUUCCUCUACUGCAGAGGCAGCGGCUCGAGCACUUCUCGGUGAUCAACGAGCGAUAUAGAACAGGUAAGGGGGCGAGGCGCGAAGAGCGCAGAGACGGGGCCGCGAGGGUGGACGUGGAGGACGAAUAAGGUUAGGCCUUCCUCCGAUAAUGAUACGGUCGAUUAUCGCCAUUGGACUGCGUAUGGGAGAGCGUUGACGCCCAUCGUCAGAGUCUUGUUUGUUUGUUUACAAGCGUAGAGACCCAUGACGCAGAUUCCGGAGCGCAUUGCUGUACCCUCGGCAUAUGUACGACCCCGGCGUGAUACCGUGCUGGAAUGUGUGGGCCCCUAGUGGUCGCGUUGGAUAGGAGAGCACCAAGACAAAUUUCAAUGCGCAGGAUGCGCUGUCUCAGCGCCAGAGAAUCCCGAACAGUGCUAGCCUGUGAGAAGAUCAGCCAGCAACCCCUGCCCGAAACACGCGAAAGCAUGCGGGUGACACCGUGACGUAACGCCUCACACGCGUGAUUUUUCUCUCGCUAUCAACGGUCACAUCCGUGACGUUGAAUUAGCUGGGGGCGCACUGCUGGAAGGGUGUGCUCCCACCUCUGCGAGUCCUCCCCCUACUACCCCCAGCCCCCCUUGAAUAAAAUCUCUCGAGCGGUCUAUCCCUCGUAGCUCAACUUCGCAAGAUGCCCAAAGAUAGCACCAAGCCCAAGGUACCCUCUGCCCCAAGGCCGAUAUUGGCGCAUAUAUGGGGUUUCGAUCGGCGCAAGGCCGCCGAGAAGAGCGAGAAGGCGACUCGGGGCAAGAAGGCCCCCAAGGACAAGAAUGCGCCGAAGCGGGCGUUGUCCGCAUACAUGUUCUUCAGCCAGGACUGGCGAGAGAGGAUCAAGAGCGAGAACCCCGAUGCCGGAUUCGGCGAGGUCGGCAAGCUCCUGGGUGCGAAGUGGAAAGAAAUGGAUGAGGAGGAGAAGGAGCCAUACAUCAAGCAAGCCGCCGAUGACAAGGAACGCGCCGAGAGGGAAAAGGCGGAGUAUGAUGAGAAGAAGGUCAGCGCUGAGGGCAGCGGCUCCGGCGGCGAAGAUGACGAUGAGUAAAUCCUCGACGCUUCGUUUGGACUUCGGGUUCGAUUCUGUUACCAACAUAUUGACCGGGGUGCGCGACGGACCUUGCCCCGCAUCCCAUCAGCGCUCCCGAGUCGCCUGUCGAGUAUAUGUACCUGGAGAUCACGCCCUAUCUUGUUCGCCUUCUCGGUAUCUGUUACGUCUCAUCCCGUCUAUCUAUUAGUGUCUCGCGUCGAUUACACUCACCUGUAAUACUAGACGAUGGUGAUAUCCAUGUUAUAUUACUGUAGCGGCUCUGGAUGAACCAUUGUCUUUUCUGUCAC
Molecule: messenger RNA, 2922 nt
Organism: Punctularia strigosozonata HHB-11173 SS5
Lineage: Eukaryota; Fungi; Basidiomycota; Agaricomycetes; Corticiales; Punctulariaceae
Product: pseudouridine synthase
Exons: 8
Coding region: 69-1685 (538 amino acids)
Biological process (GO): mRNA pseudouridine synthesis; tRNA pseudouridine synthesis
Cellular component (GO): nucleus; cytoplasm
Molecular function (GO): pseudouridine synthase activity; RNA binding
Source: RefSeq, a predicted model, not a curated record